AUGAGUAAAAAAAAAAUAAAUGAUUCUACAAAAAAUACAUCAAAAUAUCCUUUUAAUGAAGAUAAAUAUCCGGUUGCUAUUCAGCUUUCAUGGCCAUAUUUUUCUACAAAGCAAGUUGCAUCUUUAUCAUCUAGUUCUCGAUCAUCAUCACUAUCUGAGAGUAAAGAAACACAAAUUCGAUUUCAGGCAUGUGGAUGGAUAUAUCUUGUAGGAAAAUCAUUAAAAUUUCCUAUACGCACGAUUGGAACAGCAAUGAUUAUUUAUCACCGAUUUCAUUUAUUUAAUCCUAUCUCAGAAUUUUCAUAUAUUGAUACAGCAGCUACAUGUUUACUUGUAGCAUGUAAAAUAGAAGAUACGCCGAAAAAAAUAAAAGAUAUUCUUAUAGCAGGUUACAAUAUAAAGCAUCCUAAUGGUCCAGAUAUAUCUUUUGAAAGUCAUAUAAUAGAAGAACAAAAAAGACGAAUUAUUGGUUUAGAACGAAUGAUUUUAGAAACGUCUUGUUUUGACUUUCGACGACGUCACCCGCAACCGUAUAUCAUUAAAUUUGCACGACAUUUAAAACUUUCUAAAGAAAUAGCUCGAAAAGCUUGGGAUAUAACUAUUGACUCAUACAAAACAUUUUCUCCUAUUAAAUUUCCUCCUCACUGUAUUGCUUUAAUGGCACUAGUUCUUGCAUCAAUAUUACUAGAACAACCCUUUGAAGAUGCAUACGAAAAACUACUAGUAAAGAAAGAAACACUUGUUGAUGCUUUAUAUGAUAUUCUUGAUUUAUAUAUUCAUCAUCGACAUGUUACUCUCGUAGGACAUGAUACAGACGUUAGCAAAUUUAUGAUCAUUCAAAUUUCUCUCAAUAAAUUUCACAAACCUUCAGGAGUAUCUUUAAAAAAUACAAUUGCUGAUAUAGAAUUUUUAGCCCUUCCAUUUAGAAUAGGCAUUAUAGGUGAUAAAGGAACAGUACGAUUUAUUUUGGAUCAUCAACGCGAAAAAAAAGAAUCAGAAGCAGCUAGAAUCAAGAAUGAAAUAAAAGAAAAAGACUAA
This is a messenger RNA of Pneumocystis murina B123, 1038 nucleotides long. RefSeq lists its product as hypothetical. The record is from RefSeq and is a predicted model, not a curated record. Gene Ontology annotation, cellular component: cyclin/CDK positive transcription elongation factor complex; nucleus. Gene Ontology annotation, molecular function: cyclin-dependent protein serine/threonine kinase activator activity. Gene Ontology annotation, biological process: regulation of transcription by RNA polymerase II; positive regulation of DNA-templated transcription, elongation; DNA-templated transcription initiation. Lineage: Eukaryota; Fungi; Ascomycota; Pneumocystomycetes; Pneumocystales; Pneumocystaceae. The transcript has 6 exons. The coding region runs from base 1 to 1038 and encodes 345 amino acids.